UUUACACGGAAAGGACUUUGUGCAGUUUUGGAGUUUUACUUACGAAAAAUUUUACUGUAUUUUCUUCAUUUUCAAUUUUGUAGUCAAAGAAAUAACUGUCAAGAUGACUGUGAGUUUAGAAGAGUACUUCAGGACGACAUUUGAGGACAAGCUCCUCGUUAAAAUGCCGGAGCGUGAAGAUGACCACCUGACCCCAGCUACCAGAUUACUUGAGAAACGCAGAGAAAUGUCAGAGGUUGAACAAGCAUUGGCCGCCCAGAAAGAGGAGUUCCAGAUGAAGAUGGAGAGUCUGCAACAGAGAAGAGAAGAACUCGACAGGAAAGAAUACCAGCUGAAGGAAUCGCUUCUUAAGUUUGACAAAUUCCUCAAGGAAAAUGAUUCCAAGCGUGCCAGGGCUGUCAAGAAAGCAUUUGACGAGAGAGAGUUGAGAAAGUCUAAAGAGAAAGAAAUCUUCAGAUUACUGGAUGAGAAAAAAGACCUCCAGGGGUCAAAGGAUAAACUUCUCGGUCGUCUCAACAAACAUAAAAUCUAUCACCGUUACUUGGAGCGAACGCUGGAGGCCGCUGAAGAGUUCCAUGAAAUCCGAGAGAUUAUCGCUCGCUAUGAGACGCUGGUCGCAACGCAUAGUGAUCUGCUGGAUAAGGCUCACAGGACGCAAGAUGCAGUGGAGAAAGAAAGAGGAGCUCUGGUGAAGUUCACAGAAGAGAAGAACAAUGAGAUUCUUCAUUAUAAUAACAAGCUUGCACAGUUACAGACGAGGCUGGACAGAGCUCAGAGUGAAGCUGUUAAAUGGGAGUCCCAAUGGACACAUAUCAAGAACACCGCAGCCAAGAAGACUUUGUUACUAGGAAGAAUUAAAAUGGCAACACACAAUCUGUUCCAACUUGUCAAUAAACAUCUAAAGCAGCAGACAGUCGCUGAAGACACCGCUGAUCAGCUGAAUAGAAUUCAGAUGUUUAUCAUGGACUUGACGCAGAUUACAACAGAGAUCAAGAGAGCUGAGACAGUUGUUACAACAACUGCUGUAACCUCAAGCUAGGAGUUUUAUUUUGUUAUUUAAACGUCCUUCAUACUUAUGUAAAUAUAUAAGUAAGUUAUCACAGAUUUGAUCCUAUCAUUGCAAACCCUUCAAUCUGGUUUCGCAAGAAUUUCUGGAAAGUAUUAAAGGCAGUGGACAAUAUUGGUUAUUACUCAAAAUAAUUGUUUGCAUAAAAA
Molecule: messenger RNA, 1215 nt
Organism: Asterias rubens (European starfish)
Lineage: Eukaryota; Metazoa; Echinodermata; Asteroidea; Forcipulatida; Asteriidae
Product: coiled-coil domain-containing protein 42 homolog
Exons: 9
Coding region: 104-1039 (311 amino acids)
Source: RefSeq, a predicted model, not a curated record